Messenger RNA from Aspergillus sclerotioniger CBS 115572, 4530 nucleotides. Its product is annotated as chromatin-remodeling ATPase CHD1. The coding region runs from base 1 to 4530 and encodes 1509 amino acids. The record is from RefSeq and is a predicted model, not a curated record. NCBI's taxonomy places the organism in Eukaryota, Fungi, Ascomycota, Eurotiomycetes, Eurotiales, Aspergillaceae. Gene Ontology annotation, cellular component: chromatin; nucleus. Gene Ontology annotation, molecular function: ATP binding; chromatin binding; histone binding. The transcript is spliced from 2 exons. Gene Ontology annotation, biological process: regulation of transcription by RNA polymerase II; nucleosome organization.
AUGGUGAUCCCAUCUACCUCCGAACCAUCGGCCACAAUGGCACUGAUGAAUGGGUACUCCGCCUCACCUGCCUCCGAUGCUGCCAGCAGCAGAGAUGAGCUAGCAGCUAGUGAGAGUGGAAGCCACCUCUCCGACACAUCUGCAAACCACGCCGCACGCGAAUCAUCAUCCUCCCCCGACGAAGACGCCGCGGACGAGUCCUACAAUGCCGGCUCCCCUGAACCGGAGGGAGAUGAGGAUGGCUCUGGCACAGAAAACCAUGACAACGAGAGUAGUGCCUCUAGCUCUGAAAACUCUUCAUCAUCAGAAACCAGGCGAGGCACGAAACGUAAAUCGUCGUCGGUCAAUGAAUCAGACUAUAUCCGACAGAACCCAGAUUUGUAUGGGCUUCGUCGAAGCGCAAGAGCCCGCACGACGCGUCAAGUGGUCCAGUCCGACUCCGACUCGGACUCUGAUGCUGUGGCUCCCCGUUCCAAGCGCCGGCGCCCCGCAGCCUCACAGCCAUCCUCGAAACGUCCAUCCCGUUCCGCAACCCAGUCGUCGUACUCUGAAGACUCGGAGAGUGAUGAAUACGGCGGGCCACGCGCUCGUACAAGCAAGGCGAGACGCCGGCGACUCCUUCAAUCCUCCUCAAACGAUGUACCUUCGCAUCCCGAGGUUCGUUUCUCGACGAGGAACGCCUCACGGAUCUCAAAUUACAAUGAAGACGAUGACGAUUCCAUGUUCGAGGAUGACCCUGACGAGAUGACGCAGAACUAUUGGGCGAAUACCAUAGAGGAUGAUCGCCCAGCUGUCGACAUCGUGCUCAAUCAUCGCAUCAAGGAUGGCGCGGACCCAAGUAGCAUCGACCUCGGUCGGCACGACUUUGAGUUCUACAUCAAAUGGCAGGGCAAAUCCCACUACCAUGCCACAUGGGAAACGGUCGAGAGCCUUGCAAACUGUCGUAGUACACGCCGUCUUGACAAUUACAUUCGCAAGGUCCUGUCUGAAGACAUCCGCCUCAAGAAUGACGAGGACGUCGCUCCCGAGGAUCGGGAAAAAUGGAACCUCGAUCGGGAAAGGGAUGUAGACGCUAUUGAGGAUUACAAACAAGUUGAGCGAGUCAUCGGAAUGCGCGAAGGCGACGAAGGAACUGAGUACUUCGUCAAAUGGAAACGCCUAUUUUACGACUCUUGUACAUGGGAGAGUGAAGAGCUCGUUAGUAAUAUUGCUCAGCGCGAGAUAGACCGCUUUCUAGAUCGUUCCUCUCGCCCCCCGGUUUCAGACAAGUCCGAAACAAACCCAGCCACGCGAAAGCCGUUCGAGGCGAUCAAGGGUACCCCGAGCUUCUUGCAGAACGGCCAACUGAAGGAAUUCCAAGUGAAAGGUGUCAACUUUAUGGCCUUCAACUGGGUGAAGAACCGCAAUGUUGUGCUGGCGGACGAGAUGGGGCUGGGGAAAACCGUUCAGACGGUUGCCUUCAUCAACUGGCUACGCCAUGUGCGGCGUCAACAAGGGCCCUUCGUGGUGGUUGUGCCCCUCUCGACCAUGCCAUCCUGGGCCGAGACUUUCGACUACUGGACGCCUGAUCUCAACUAUGUUGUCUACAAUGGCAACGAGGCCGCGCGCACAGCUCUGCGAGAACAUGAACUCAUGGUCGACGGAAACCCCAAACGACCCAAGUUUAACGUGCUCCUUACGACGUAUGAGUAUGUUUUGUUAGACUCAACCUUCUUGAGCCAAUUCAAAUGGCAGUUCAUGGCCGUUGAUGAGGCACACCGGUUAAAGAACCGCGAAUCCCAGCUGUAUCUGAAGUUGCUCGAGUUCAGGUCGCCGGCUCGCCUUCUCAUUACAGGUACACCAAUCCAAAAUAACCUCGCCGAGCUUUCAGCCCUGCUGGACUUCUUGAAUCCGGGCUUGGUUCAUAUCGAUGCCGACAUGGACCUCAACGCAGAAAUAGCCUCCCACAAGCUUGCAGAGCUGACGAAAGCCAUUCAACCAUUUAUGCUACGCCGGACCAAGUCUAAGGUGGAGUCUGAUCUGCCACCUAAGACAGAGAAGAUUAUCCGCGUCGAGCUUUCCGAUAUCCAGUUGGAGUAUUAUAAGAAUAUCCUCACCAAGAAUUACGCUGCGCUCAAUGAUGGGGCCAGGGGUCAAAAGCAAUCCCUUUUGAACAUUAUGAUGGAGCUGAAGAAAGCAAGUAAUCAUCCGUUCAUGUUCCCAAAUGCUGAAGCUCGAAUCUUGGAAGGCAGUGCUCGCCGAGAGGAUGUUUUAAGAGCCAUGAUCACGAGUAGUGGUAAAAUGAUGCUUCUUGAUCAGCUUCUGGCUAAGCUGAAACGUGACGGUCACCGCGUCUUGAUCUUUAGUCAGAUGGUGAAAAUGCUGGAUAUCCUUGGCGAUUACAUGGAAUUCCGUGGCUACUCCUAUCAGCGUCUGGAUGGAACAAUUCCGGCGGCCGCUCGUCGUUUGGCUAUUGAACAUUACAACGCAUCCGGAAGCAGCGACUUCGCGUUCAUUUUGUCGACCCGAGCUGGUGGUCUCGGUAUCAACCUCAUGACCGCGGAUACCGUGGUCCUAUUCGAUUCAGACUGGAACCCCCAGGCUGAUCUUCAGGCCAUGGCUCGAGCGCAUCGUAUCGGACAAACCAGACCAGUCAGUGUGUAUCGUCUAGUCUCAAAGGAUACAGUCGAGGAAGAAGUGAUUGAGAGAGCGCGGAACAAGCUUCUGCUUGAAUUCAUCACGAUCCAACGUGGUGUUACCGACAAGGAGGCGUCGGAGAUCCAGAGCAAAAUGGCUCGCAGUGGAAUUUCCGUCAGCGAGCCGAACUCGACAGAGGAUAUUUCGCGUAUUCUUAAGCGUCGUGGCCAGAAGAUGUUUGAGCAGACGGGCAAUCAGGAGAAGCUUGAACAACUGGACAUCGACUCAGUUCUCGCAAACGCUGAACUGCAUCAGACUGAACAAGCGGAGGAAAUUCAAGCCGAUGGUGGUGAAGAGUUCCUCCGAGCUUUUGACUACGUCGACAUCAAGGUCGAUGACCUUAGCUGGGACGACAUUAUCCCUAAGGAACAGUUGGAGGAGAUUAAGGCGGAGGAGAAGAAGAAGGCUGAUGAACGUUAUCUUGCGGAAGUCAUCGAGCAAAACCGACCUCGCAAACGCAACGCUCCUGGGGACGCACGGGAUACCCGUGAGGAACGCAAAGCCAAGAGACAAGCGAGAGCGCAGGUCAGCAUGGAGGGCUUCGACGAUUCUGAUUCCAACUCCCAGUCAGACCCGAAGCGACCACUUGUAGAGAAAGAAUACCGUCACCUUUUGCGAUCAUAUCUUCGCUAUGGUGAUAUUGGAGAACGUGAGGAAGACGUCAUUCGCGAGGCACGCCUCCUCGACCGUGAUAGGGAGACCGUCAAGGUUGCCCUCCGUGAAAUCACCGACAAGGCUGCCGCCCUUGUGCGGGAAGAUGUUGAAAAGCUUGAGGCUCUUGAACACGCCGGUAAAGUGCCGACGAAAAAAGAAAAGAAGGCUGUCUUGUUCGACCUUCAUGGCGUCAAGCGCCUCAAUGCGUACACUAUCGUGGAACGUCCGACAGAGAUGCGUAUCUUGAAGGAGGCGACGGCUUCGGUGCCUGAUUUCAAGAAUUUCCGUGUUCCGGAAGCCACCAAAGCGGCGGAUUAUACCUGCCCAUGGGGUGCACGAGAAGAUGGGAUGCUGUGUGUCGGUAUUGCGCGUCACGGAUAUGGUGCCUGGACCCAAAUCCGAGACGAUCCCGACCUCGCCCUUGGUGAUAAAUUCUUCCUUGAAGAACACCGUGUUGAGAGGAAAAACGAGCGUAUGAAUGCAGAGGAUAAAACCACAAAGUCCCCGGGAGCCGUUCAUCUCGUGCGUCGCGCGGAUUAUCUGUUGUCUGUCCUCCGCGACAAAGUCACCAACGGUUCCAGUGUCAGCGCGAAGAGAGCCGUCGAAAAUCAUCACCGGAAUAACCGGAAAGGCUCCCGCGCGCAUGCGAGCAACAGCGUGUCGGCCUCCCCAGCACCGUCACUCUCUCGAAGAGGUCAUCGAGAAUUAGACCGGCCCAGGCAUCGGUCCCACACCCACGGGGCUAGGGAUAGUGUCGAGAGACACCACACGCCGAGCCACGACUCUCGCCCCAGGUCGAUGCAUGAUGGAGAACGGAGCCGUCAUCGGACCUCCGACGCUUCUAGCGAGGAUGUCCGGCGUCGUAAGCCUAAUGAGAAUGGCUAUUCUGCGGGUAAGGAGGACAUGGCUCGCUUGUUCUUCAAGCCCAUUCGUGAGAAUCUCAAGAAGGUAUCCGCCGUGACCAAGGAGAACUUUCCGAACAAGGCGGAACGGGCCACGGAAUUGAGGCGUCUACUGGGUAAGAUCGGUGAAUUCAUCGGUCAGAAUCUGAAAGGCGAGGGCUCCAUGGCUUCUUUGGAGACUCGUUUAUGGCAAUAUGUUUCGGUGAACUACUGGCCUAACAAAGAUGCCGGGGGAGCUAAACUUCAAGAAAUGUAUCAUAAACUGAUCGCUGCCCGUAAGGAGGCGGCUACCAGCUAG